CUAAUCAGGAUGGAAGCGGGGGAGAGGGAUGUAUGAGGGUCCUGCCCUGCCCGGGUGGGGGGGGGAUCUCCUCUAUCCUCGGGACCCGAAACGGGAGGGUUUUAUUCAUCUGAAACCGGGCCCCUAAGGCUCGGGCGCUGCCGGAGGCGUUGGGAUGGUCCUGGCCGUACCCUAUUGAAGAGACGGAUGACGGAGAGGGAUAAGAGAAGCAUCCGAGGUCCCGUUUUCUCUCUCCCGAGAGUCGGUGCAAUUAAAAAUGAACCCCAGCUUUGGUAGAUAGCGGCAUUGAUUGCUUCUCCCUCGCCGCCCCCUCCACAAAAAAAAAAAAUAACAACAAUAACAAAAAAAAAAAAGGAAAGGAGCGGAGAUCUGCUCGGCGGCGGGACCUCCGGCGGCGGUGGAUGCGUUUCCCGGGAGCCCUGGGGGAACAGGUGCAAAGUCCAUUUGGAAAAGCCGGACGGUCCCGUUGGCGGGGUCUGUCGGGGGCCCAUGGAGAGCGAGCGGGACAUGUACCGACAGUUUCAGGACUGGUGCCUCCGGACUUACGGGGACUCGGGAAAGACCAAGACGGUGACCCGUAAGAAAUACGACCGGAUCGUCCAGCUCUUGAACGGCUCCGAGUCGAGCUCCACGGAUAAUGCCAAAUUUAAAUUCUGGGUCAAAUCCAAAGGGUUUCAGCUCGGCGGCUCGGAGGAGGUCAAUGGUGGAGGUGGAGGGAAACAAGUCCUCUACGUGCCAGUCAAAACCACGGAUGGAGUAGGUGUAGAUGAGAAGCUGUCUUUAAGGCGGGUAGCUGUGGUCGAAGAUUUCUUUGACAUUAUCUAUUCCAUGCAUGUGGAAACAGGACCAAAUGGAGAACAGAUCCGAAAACAUGCUGGACAAAAGAGAACUUACAAAGCAAUUUCAGAGAGCUACGCCUUCCUACCGAGAGAAGCGGUGACACGAUUUUUAAUGAGCUGCUCAGAGUGCCAGAAAAGAAUGCAUUUAAACCCAGAUGGAGCAGAUCAUAAAGAUAAUGGAAAGCCCCCUACCUUGGUAACCAGCAUGAUUGAUUACAAUAUGCCAAUUACUAUGGCCUACAUGAAGCACAUGAAGCUCCAGCUCCUAAACUCGCAGCAAGAUGAGGAUGAAAGUUCCAUCGAAAGCGAUGAGUUUGAUAUGAGUGAUUCUACCAGGAUGUCAGCCGUUAAUUCUGACCUCAGUUCCAACCUUGAAGAAAGAAUGCAAAGUCCUCAGACACUUCAUGGCCAGCAGGAUGAUGAUUCUGCUGCAGAGAGCUUUAAUGGCAAUGAGACGGUGGGACAUAGUUCCAGUGCUUCUGGGGGAAUACACUGCAGGGAGAUGGCCGACUCCAACAGUAACGGCAAAACAAAUCUAGAGCAGGAUGAGCAACCUCUGAACUUGAGCGAUAGCCCCUUCUCUGCUCAGCUGACCUCAGAAUACAGAAUAGAAGAUCACAGCAGUAAUGGAAAAAGCAAAUAUAAGAACCUUCUAAUUUCUGACCUCAAAAUGGAACGAGAAGCAAGAGAGAAUGGAAGCAAGUCCCCUGCACAUAGCUCUUCGAGCUAUGACUCUGGAAAGAAUGAGGGUGCGGAUAGAGGGGCUGAGGAUCUGUCACUGACACGAGGGGAUGAGGAUGAGGAUGACCACGAUGAGCCCGAAGAUGCCGAGAAGGUGAAUGAGACCGAUGGGGUAGAAGCUGAGAGGCUGAAAGCUUUUAAUAUGUUUGUCAGGCUGUUUGUAGAUGAAAACUUGGACCGAAUGGUCCCAAUCUCUAAGCAGCCCAAAGAAAAGAUCCAGGCUAUCAUUGACUCAUGCAGGCGACAGUUCCCUGAGUAUCAAGAACGUGCCAGAAAGCGUAUACGUACUUACCUCAAGUCCUGCAGGCGGAUGAAAAGAAGUGGUUUUGAGAUGUCUCGACCGAUUCCUUCUCACCUUACUUCAGCAGUUGCAGAGAGUAUUUUGGCGUCAGCCUGUGAGAGUGAGAGCAGGAAUGCAGCGAAGAGGAUGCGACUGGAUAGGCAGCAGGAGGAGUCUGCUCCAGCUGACAAACAGUACAAACAAGAGACGGCACAGGCUACCUAUUCAACGUCAACCGUUUCUAGCACCCAGGAGGUGUUGUACAUCAAUGGAAAUGGAACCUACAGUUACCAUAGUUACCGAGGGCUGGGUGGAGGACUGCUAAAUCUGAGUGAUGCUUCUAGUAGUGGGCCCACUGACCUGAGCAUGAAGAGGCAGUUAGCCCCCAGCUCCGGGGCAGCCAGCAGCACCAGCUCCAGGCCCCAGCUCAGCCCCACCGAGAUCAACGCCGUGCGCCAGCUGGUGGCCGGCUACCGAGAAUCGGCCGCCUUCUUACUGCGUUCCGCAGACGAACUCGAAAACCUCAUUCUGCAGCAGAACUGAGUCGCGAGACCCUGACGGUGACGCUCUCCCGGUCUCAUCUCGGAGUUUCCACUCACGCCAUCUUUAUUUCCCAGGGCAGACACUUCAGGUUGCCGCACCGUCUCUUAGGAGAGUUACCGGAUCACCACAACGCCACACCGUUCUCAAUCCAUAAAGUGAUGUGUUCAGGUGCUUCAAGCGAACUCUGACCUCCGAUAAUUCCGAGGUCCUUUAACGUGUCCAGCAUAUUGCUUUUCGUUCAACGUGGCAGCGUAAAUAUCAAAAAGUGGCUGUAGAUCAACUCGUCCUGACAAGUGGCAGAAACAAGAAGGUACUGUAAAACACAACUGGUUCAAGAUCCAAGUGCAAUAUCAGUGGACUCUGCUCCCGACUCACUGGACCGAAAGCUGCAGUAUAGGGCAAGCCGUUGCCUGAUUUCCUGUUACUACAGGAUACAUCAACAAUGAAAAGGAUCUUGUAUUUUAAAAAAAAAAAAAAGUAAUUUUUAUAAAGAAAGACGAACUUUUUUUUCAUUCAAAAUGGUUCAUUUUUACUUUGGAAACUUUUUCACUGGUCCUGAAAAAAAAACUGUUUUGAGAAGCUAUUACAAGUCCCCCUGCCCCACUCCUCUCUCCUGCUCUUGUCUCCAAAUUUCUUUCUACAAAAAUAACACUCGAUGCUGGAAAACCCUCUCACAUGUUUCUGAAAAUCGUCACGUCGGGAACUACUUCCGAAAGAAGGCUGCAUCUCCUGCACUCGAGCCCCUCUCAAAGCCACCCCAUUCAGCCUUGCAGCUUCAGUGCCGAUAUCAUAAUCCAGUGGUAUUUUUCAUUUUUAAAAUGACCUAUCCUUACACUCCUUCACACCUUGGUUCCUUCUAGCUGCUCACCUCACGAUUGCUGCUGCCGUUUCGUUCAAGUCCCUCUGGUAGCGAUCGGACGUAGAUGACUGAAUGUCAGGAGGUUGCAAGUGACAAUCUGAAAAUUUGCACUCUUUGUGUGUAGUUUACUGUUCGGUUUUCUUUGUCUUCAGAAAAGAUGGUUUCCUCGCCCCAGUUGGAGAUGGAGAAUGCAUAGGCUUAGUUCAGAACGGUGGAAAAAGAAAACAGAAAACGGGGCAGUCGACGCAGCUUCAACUGACACUGAACUCUCACCUCUCAUCCUUCCCACCCCCUUCUGUCCCUCUUUCUUACUUUCUAUUGUUGGCUCCACAUAAAUGGUGUUUUCUUUGUGCACUAAGGCAAGGCUAUUUUUAAGUAUCUAGAGAGAAGUACCUUAGUUUGUGCUUCCUGUACUAUCUGUUCCGUUGUUUAGCUUUUGUUGGAUAACAGAGUUCCUUGUGCAUUCCUGCAUUUGCCUUAUUUCAUGGAAUUCAGUUUUUGACAAUGAGUUUAAGGCAUCGAUGCUAUUUUAUAUCUACUUGUUACAUAUAGUUUUUCAAGUAAUGACUGUGAUCGUGACCAAGUAAUGUGCACUUUUUCUUGUAACUGUGGACAUUGCUCUGCUUUUUUUCUCUAGUGUUUCUAGAUUUCCUGUUGCUUACAGUUCUGUAAAAACUGGAAAAAGAACUUUUGUGAUACUGUUGGUGAAUAUAAAUGUGAUAAACCUAUUGAAAUAUGAAUAUUUUGGAGAUACGGAGAUACACACACAUCUCUAAACUGUGGGCACAAGGCUCACAGAUGGAAAUAAUUCAAAAAAAAAAUUGAGGGCUGGUAUCAUUUCCUCUGUUUUGUUUGGUUAAAUAAACAGAUUUCUGUGUUCACACUCUU
Molecule: messenger RNA, 4150 nt
Organism: Ornithorhynchus anatinus (platypus)
Lineage: Eukaryota; Metazoa; Chordata; Mammalia; Monotremata; Ornithorhynchidae
Gene: NOL4
Product: nucleolar protein 4
Exons: 11
Coding region: 490-2403 (637 amino acids)
Source: RefSeq, a predicted model, not a curated record